This is a messenger RNA of Candida dubliniensis CD36, 810 nucleotides long. It is a transcript of the gene YAF9, whose product is annotated as Yaf9p. The record is from RefSeq and is a predicted model, not a curated record. Gene Ontology annotation, molecular function: histone binding. Gene Ontology annotation, biological process: regulation of transcription by RNA polymerase II; chromatin remodeling. NCBI's taxonomy places the organism in Eukaryota, Fungi, Ascomycota, Pichiomycetes, Serinales, Debaryomycetaceae. Gene Ontology annotation, cellular component: NuA4 histone acetyltransferase complex; Swr1 complex. The transcript has a single exon. The coding region runs from base 1 to 810 and encodes 269 amino acids.
AUGUCAAUUAAUUCAAGAAGAAUAAAAUUUGUAUCAAUAUCAUUACCUAUAUUAUAUGGAAAUCAUGCUAUUAAAUUAACUCCUGAAAAAAGAAAAUCAUCAACAACUAGAACAACACCAAUACCACCAGAACAUACUCAUGAAUGGACAGUUUUUUUUAAACCAUUAUUAGAAGAUAUUGAUUUAACUUCAAUAAUUAAAAAAAUCACUUUUAAAUUACAUGAAACUUAUGAUAAUCCAAUUAGAACAUUAGAAUCACCACCUUAUCAAAUUACAGAAACUGGUUGGGGGGAAUUUGAAAUUAUUAUAAAAAUUCAUUUUAAAUCAAAUAUUGAAUUAGGUAUAAAUGAAAAAAAUUUUCAAAUAUUUCAUUCAUUAAAAUUACAUCCCUAUAAUCCUCAGCAAAUGUUACAACAACAACAAAUGUUACAAAUACAACAACAACAACAAGAAGAAGAAGAAGUAAAUAAUGUGGGAGGGAAUAAUGGUAAUAGUACUGGUAAUAGUACUGGUAAUGGAGUAGGAGAAGAAAAAGAAAAAGAUAUGGUAGUACAUCUGGUAUUAUAUGAUGAAUUAGUAUUUAAUGAACCAACAGAGAAAACAUUUGAAUUAUUAACUUUAAAACCAAUUAAUUUAAUUCCUUAUAAAUUACUGAAUUUUAAUAAAAGAGAUCAAGAAUUUAUUCGACCUGAUGAAAUUAAUGAAUUAAAUAGAUUAGAGAUAUAUAUUAAUAAAAUUAAUCAAGAAAUUGAAUAUCAAAAAAAUCAAUAUAAAUUACUUGAACAAGAAAAAUUGGCCCUACUAGAAUGA